CUUUCUUUUCGAAAAUCGCAGGAUCAUCUGCUCAAUCGUAGAAAUUUUCCUCAGAAUUUGAAGGUUUUUUCGGAGGUUUUUUUGUCCAUCGAUUCUGAAUCUGUGGCAAUCGACAAUCAAUAAUGCCACCAAAAUUCGACCCGAAUGAAAUCAAAAUAGUGUGUCUGAGGUGCACCGGUGGUGAAGUUGGAGCGACAUCAUCUUUAGCUCCUAAGAUCGGUCCCUUAGGCUUAUCACCCAAAAAAGUCGGUGAUGAUAUUGCCAAGUCGACUCAAGAUUGGAAGGGUUUAAAGGUGACAGUACAGUUGACCAUCCAGAAUCGACAAGCAAAAAUAUCUGUGCUUCCUAGUGCUGCAUCCUUAAUCAUCAAGUACCUUAAGGAACCACCGCGAGAUCGCAAGAAAGUAAAGAAUAUAAAACAUGAUGGCAACCUUUCAAUGUCAGAUAUCCUGGACAUUGCUCGACAAAUGCAUAGCCGAUCGAUUUCACGUAAUCUUGCUGGAACUGUGAAGCAAAUGUUGGGAACAGCUCAGUCUGUAGGCUGUACUGUUGAAGGUGAACCUCCACACGACAUUAUUGAUAAAAUUAAUGAAGGAGAAAUAGACAUCCCGGAGGAAUGAGGAUCAUUUCAUAUUUGGGUUGUAAAUAAAAUAUGAAAAUUGA
This is a messenger RNA of Xenia sp. Carnegie-2017, 663 nucleotides long. Its product is annotated as 60S ribosomal protein L12-like. Gene Ontology annotation, molecular function: structural constituent of ribosome; large ribosomal subunit rRNA binding. The transcript is spliced from 5 exons. Gene Ontology annotation, cellular component: ribosome; cytosolic large ribosomal subunit. Lineage: Eukaryota; Metazoa; Cnidaria; Anthozoa; Malacalcyonacea; Xeniidae. Gene Ontology annotation, biological process: translation. The record is from RefSeq and is a predicted model, not a curated record. The coding region runs from base 123 to 620 and encodes 165 amino acids.